This is a messenger RNA of Empidonax traillii (willow flycatcher), 1996 nucleotides long. It is a transcript of the gene M1AP, whose product is annotated as meiosis 1 associated protein. The transcript is spliced from 10 exons. The coding region runs from base 114 to 1694 and encodes 526 amino acids. Lineage: Eukaryota; Metazoa; Chordata; Aves; Passeriformes; Tyrannidae. The record is from RefSeq and is a predicted model, not a curated record. Gene Ontology annotation, biological process: male meiosis chromosome separation; spermatogenesis; meiosis I.
GGAGCUGCGGGAGCAGCGCCCGAGGUUCGGGACCUGCUGGGGACGGGAUCGGGAAUCGGCACCGCCCAGAUGCAGAUGGGUAAUUGGACAUGUAGUACCUGUGUUCAGAAGCCAUGAAUUCCAGAAAAUUACUCUCAGAAACACGGAGAACUUUUCCUGCUACUAAAGCCCACUGCCAGCAACCAUCACGGAUUCUCAUUGUGGAUGUCACAUCACCUUCCUGGGCCAAUACUUGCUCUGUGCUCUCUGAGGCUCUGGAAAACACGCUGUGCUUGGCAUGUGGCUUGGCAGGGCCCUGCCGUGUGCCCCUGCUGAGCCUCUAUGUGGUGCAGCCCCAGCAGGAGUGUCUGCUUCCCUUCACGCAAGUGAAAGAAAACUUUGCACGAAUUCAAGCCUGCAUUUCGGAGCUCCGUUUGCUUCCAGCAGAAGGCUGUUUCCCACAGGGGGGGAAUGGAGUGGUACAAGCUGUGCAGGACGGAUUGCAGCAAUUCAAACAAUACAGCAGACACACAGCAGCAGGAGGCUCAACAAACAGUUCUGUUGAGAUCACAAUUCUGACUAGCCAGUCCAGCAAAGAAAUGGUAAAGCAGCUGGAAAAGAAAUUAAAAGAUGUAGACCUUGUGAGUCUUCGAAGAAUACAAGUCAUUGAGGUUUUGAAAAGAGACUUCCUGGAGCCUGAGGAUGUGGAGCACUGUGUGCCAGCAGAAGAGCCCAGCAGCAGUGACAUUGCAAUCCUGGGAAUGGACUUUGAUGUGCAAACCGUAGAGGACAAUGUCAUCAGCUUGGAGAUGCUGUUUAAAACAUGGCUCCAUGACUAUGGCACGGAGAGGGAACAGCUCCAUCUCCUCCUUCCGUCGGGAGGUUUCAGCCAUGCUGCUGCACCCAAGAGCACCAUAAUGUGCCUGAAGUGCGACUUGCAGGAGAGACUGCUCGACCCAGCUCUGCUUUCGGGGCCGGCUGAUGGCACUAUGAGAGCAGCAGAUCCCAGUUCUCCCUGGCACGUGGCAGCCUGGCCAGCCACAGGGCUGCACAAACUCCAGGUGGUAAAGGCUCUGAAGUCUGAGGGGGUCUGUGAGUCUGUACUGUAUGGCCUGCCCUUCAUCAUCAAGCCCACGAGCUGCUGGCAGCUGGACUGGGAUGAACUGGAGACAAACCAGCACAGCUUCCAUGCUUUAUGUCACAGUCUUCUGCAAAGGAAGUGGAUGCUUUUGGCCAAGCACGAACCUCAGAACACGAGUCCAAACUGGAACAUUGUGGUGCAUUCCUAUUACGUCAUCGUCCCUUCCGACUCUGCCACUCUACUUGUCAAAGCAGUCGCCGUCAGGGAGCUCCUGCUGCCUUCAGCCUUCCCAGCCCUCCUUGCUGAGCACCCCGAGCGAGUCCGUGGCCCCAUAGAGAGUGCCCUGAACAGCUUGGAAGUGGAAGUUGCUUAUAACCCCUUACACCUAAAAAGCAACCUCUACAAAUACCUGAAGAGUUCGUUGUACAAACCUCCGCAUCGGCAGCAGGCCCAGCCCCGGGAGCAGCGCCCAGAGCGGCAUCAGCCCAAACAGCCCCAGAGCAGAGCCAAAGCUGCAGUGGCACCCCUUCUGAUGGCUCCCUCUCCCCUCCAAACAUUCAGACCAGCAUCAGCGAGGAGGGACUCCUGUGAGCGCUCUCCCCUCCCCAGAGAGUAUGAUGAGUUCCUGCAGUGAAGCCCAGGCUCUGCUGGGGCUGCCCAUGUGCAGUCACAGCUCAGCUUCUUGCUCAGCUGCACUGGGCCGGAAGCGGUCAGGCCAGACACUGAGCUCAGUCUUGGUCAGACAGGCACUUCCUAUUGUUUGUUCCUCCUUGUUGUUUUACAAUUUUGUUUGUCACUGAGUCAGUCUGCAGGCAGUUUGCUGCUCUGGGACCCUCUGUCCAGAGAUCCAGUUAUCCCCCACACCACCACAUAUUUCCUGUUCUUGUCGGCACGCAUCACAAGCGUGCCUCAAAUUUUGGUUUCUGAGACUGGGCU